GGAUCGGAGCUUGGUUGCCCCUCCUUUGGUUUGUUUAGACCUUCGUCUUGGAAGCGGCGGCUUUACAGGGGCAGGUGAGAGGAUGAGUCGCGGUGGGGCAGCGGCGGCUGCCGCGAAGGGCGGGAAGAAGAAGGGUUCCACCUUCGUCAUCGAUUGCGCGAAGCCGGUGGAGGACAAGAUCAUGGACAUCGCCUCCCUGGAGAAGUUCCUCCAGGAGAGGAUCAAGGUGGCAGGCGGCAAGGCCGGCGCACUCGGCGACGCCGUAACCGUCGCCCGCGACAAGAGCAAGAUCACCGUCACCUCCGAGGGUCCCUUCUCGAAGCGGUACUUAAAGUACCUGACAAAAAAGUACUUGAAGAAGCACAAUGUGCGGGAUUGGCUGCGAGUGAUUGCUUCUAACAAAGAUCGCAAUGUUUACGAGCUUCGAUACUUCAACAUUGCUGAGAACGAGGGAGAAGAGGAAGAGUGAUGAUGGUGUGCCCUUAUUAUCCCUUUUUGUUGCCUUGUUUGGUUAAUUUAUGAUAAAUUAGAAGGUUUCUCCUGUUGUGGUUUGUUAUGUUCAAACACGUUUUCUACUUUUAUCGUUUCAAUUUCAGAAGGUUUCUCCCUUA
Molecule: messenger RNA, 611 nt
Organism: Musa acuminata AAA Group (dessert banana)
Lineage: Eukaryota; Viridiplantae; Streptophyta; Magnoliopsida; Zingiberales; Musaceae
Product: large ribosomal subunit protein eL22z
Exons: 2
Coding region: 83-469 (128 amino acids)
Biological process (GO): cytoplasmic translation
Cellular component (GO): ribosome
Molecular function (GO): RNA binding; structural constituent of ribosome
Source: RefSeq, a predicted model, not a curated record